Messenger RNA from Hibiscus syriacus, 722 nucleotides. Its product is annotated as phospholipase A2-alpha-like. NCBI's taxonomy places the organism in Eukaryota, Viridiplantae, Streptophyta, Magnoliopsida, Malvales, Malvaceae. Gene Ontology annotation, molecular function: A2-type glycerophospholipase activity; calcium ion binding. Gene Ontology annotation, biological process: arachidonate secretion; phospholipid metabolic process; lipid catabolic process. Bases 124 to 579 code for a protein of 151 amino acids. The record is from RefSeq and is a predicted model, not a curated record. The transcript is spliced from 4 exons.
UGACAAUUCCAGCCACCUCAUAUUUGUCCUUUUUUUAUUACAACAAAUUGCUCACCGCUCUUCCCGUUUGGUUGUCAAGAAAAUCAGGGCUUCUUCAGAUUUCAGAGCUAUUUCCUGCAAAUAAUGAGGCAUCAACUUUUGAGUUUAGCUCUCUUUUGCUUCACUUUCUUCUCCUUUGCUUCUGUGGAAGCCCUUAAUGUUGGAAUUCAGAUGGCUGGUUCUGACGUCACCGUGAGCAAAGAAUGCAGUAGAACAUGUGAGUCGAAGUUCUGUUCAGUGCCUCCAUUUCUGAGAUAUGGCAAGUACUGCGGGCUAUUGUACAGUGGAUGCCCUGGAGAGAGACCCUGCGACGGGCUUGAUGCUUGCUGUAUGAAGCACGACGCCUGUGUUCAAGCCAAGAACAAUGGCUAUCUGAGUCAAGAGUGCAGCCAAAGCUUCCUAAACUGCAUGACCAAUUUCCAGAAAGCGGGAGGGAGGUGUUUCAAGGGAAACACAUGCCAAGUGGAUGACGUCAUUGAGGUCAUCUCUGUCAUCAUUGAGGCCGCUUUAGUCGCCGGAAGAGUUCUCCAUAAACCAUAGAUUUAGCCUAUCUACCCUACUUGUUUUACAACAUUUCAUGAAAUUCAGCAUAACAAAUUCAUCCAUGUCUGCAUGAGUAGUGUUAUCCUUCAAGUAUAAGCCAAAUUUGGCUUUGAAACCGAUGUUGAAGUCAUUAUUUUUCC